Messenger RNA from Dama dama (fallow deer), 1926 nucleotides. It is a transcript of the gene UCP3, whose product is annotated as uncoupling protein 3. The record is from RefSeq and is a predicted model, not a curated record. Bases 217 to 1152 code for a protein of 311 amino acids. Gene Ontology annotation, biological process: response to cold; mitochondrial transmembrane transport; mitochondrial transport. Gene Ontology annotation, cellular component: mitochondrial membrane. NCBI's taxonomy places the organism in Eukaryota, Metazoa, Chordata, Mammalia, Artiodactyla, Cervidae. The transcript is spliced from 7 exons. Gene Ontology annotation, molecular function: oxidative phosphorylation uncoupler activity.
GGCUGCAGAGACUCCAGCAAAUGGCAAAGGGGCGAUCAGAUCCCUGCUGCCGCCUCCUGGGACGGAGCCCUGAGGAGCCUUAAAGAGGCCCCAUGCUUCCGCCCCCCUGGCUGCCCCUACAGCUCCCUCCAUGCACUGAAGCCCAAGGCUGGGCAGCAGCCUCUCUCCUUGGACCUCCACUGGGCCCUGGAGGGACCAAGCAGAGCCUCUGGGACCAUGGUUGGACUGAAACCUUCAGAGAGGCCCCCCACAACGGCUGUGAAGUUCCUGGGGGCGGGCACGGCGGCCUGCUUUGCUGACCUCCUCACCUUUCCACUGGACACAGCCAAGGUCCGCCUGCAGAUCCAGGGGGAGAACCAGGCGGCCCAGGCGGCCCGGAGUGCCCAGUACCGUGGGGUGCUGGGCACCAUCCUGACCAUGGUGCGCACCGAGGGCCCCCGCAGCCUCUACAGCGGGCUGGUUGCCGGCCUGCAGCGCCAGAUGAGCUUCGCCUCCAUCCGCAUCGGCCUCUACGACUCUGUCAAGCAGUUCUACACCCCCAAGGGAUCAGACCACUCCAGCAUCAUUACCCGGAUUUUGGCGGGCUGCACCACGGGGGCCAUGGCAGUGACCUGUGCCCAGCCCACAGACGUGGUAAAGAUCCGCUUUCAGGCCAGCAUGCAUACUGGGCCGGGGAGCAACAGGAAGUACAGUGGGACAAUGGAUGCCUACAGGACCAUCGCCAGGGAGGAAGGGGUUCGGGGCCUGUGGAAAGGAAUUCUGCCCAACAUCACGAGGAAUGCCAUUGUCAACUGUGGUGAGAUGGUGACCUACGACAUCAUCAAGGAGAAGAUACUAGACUACCACCUGCUCACUGACAACUUCCCCUGCCACUUUGUCUCUGCCUUUGGAGCUGGCUUCUGUGCCACCCUGGUGGCCUCCCCAGUGGAUGUGGUGAAGACGCGGUAUAUGAACUCACCCCCAGGCCAGUACCACAGCCCCUUCAACUGUAUGCUGAAGAUGGUGACCCAGGAGGGCCCCACAGCCUUCUACAAGGGAUUUACACCCUCCUUUUUGCGUUUGGGAUCCUGGAAUGUGGUGAUGUUCGUCAGCUACGAGCAGAUGAAACGGGCCUUGAUGAAAGUCCAGAUGCUACGAGACUCUCCAUUUUGAUAAGACAAGGCUACUUUGUAUUUAACUAGGACAAAACCAGUUAAGGUUGGAAUAAAGCAGUGGGUCCAUGCCACAGGGACACAGACCCACACAUGUUUGUUUACGGAACUGUUUACUUGAUGAUGACUCAAGAGACAGAAGAGGAGGAAGGAUUGUGGUCUUCAGUGCUUUGUCUUAAGAACACCUUUGUUUUGCACUGACAAGAUGGAAAAUAAAUUAUAUUAAUUUGUGAAAUCCAUCAGGUUGAAUGCCUAACAUUUAGGCAAGGAAAAAAAACCAAAACAGAUCUAUUUGGGUAAAACGGAAGUUUGCAUACUUAUAUCCCCUGGAAGAUCUGAUUAGAUGAUGAAUUAUAAACAGGAAAGACUGCAAGCAUGGAACAAGAGUGGCACGCAUUUACCUUGGAAAUCAGCUAAGGAGUCUAGUGGGACACCACCAAAGCAACGCAAAGACUUCUGACUGGAGCCUUGGGUUAGCCACAGAUCAUCAGCUGUAUUUGUUAUGUGUCCGCGUGUAGAAUCCAUUGGGAUUAUGGGAAAUGUAAGAAAGAAAACAAAAGAGAGAAAACCUAGAAACUGGGUCAAAGGAGCACGGCUGGGCCAGUGUGAGGCUGAGACCCAUAAAUGUUCGCUGACAACACUGGAGAACCAAGAGGGCAGCCUCAGUCUCCUUUCCUGUAAAAUGGGAGUAAUAAUCCCUUUCCUCCUACCUCCCUUGGGCUGUUUAUGAGGAUCAAGUGAGAAGCUGGGCAGAAAAGCACAUUACAAAAGCAAA